AGUAACAAACUACUACCGUCUUCCAUGUUUCGCUUUAUUUUGCUUAUAGUAUGAAUGGCUUGCCAAACUAUACAAAGGGAUUGAUUUCUAUCCCGGUGGUUCCUACAAAUUGCUAACUAACAAAGAACGCUGGAAUUCCCUCACAGAAGCUUAUAAUACCAUUGGAACAAAAAAAAAAACAUCCUCCGAUGCAUAUCAGGUACGCAUCCUUAAUUUGCUUUCCAGGUUAUUCUGUUGAUGCAGAUUCGGAGGACCCAGACAGUGAAAACCUAUUGAAUCAAGGAAUUUGUAAAUACUCGUCAAAUAUGCAUCAUUGAGUUGUUUCUCAGCAUUCUUUUGCUAUUGAUGCCGACCUGGUCACCUGGAGGUGCCAACUACUGAAAAAAUCCAUUGGCAACUGCCAAGCGUGUACUGACACGGCUGGUUCAUGAUCAACUACUCCGGUCCAAAUAGUAAUCAUGUAUUGACAGCCGGUCAAAAGCAUCAAAAUUUGCCUUCAAACCAACAAACUGACUUCCAAGCUGUGCACACGGAGCAUCUGGCCAUCUGCACCCUUCUCUUGUGCGGAAGGGGCAGAAUGAUUCGCAAAAAUGGUCCGCCGGUGCAUCCGGGCCAAGCCACGAGACACCCCACUCGAGACAGCUCCGAUUCUUCACCAGCGAGACUUCCAAAACCUUGAUCCUCUGUUCUGCCCCCGCCAGCAGUAGCGACGCCUUCAGGAAGGGAGUGACGUCGGGGACGCCACCGCCGUCGGUCCGAAAUGGACGGGGCUUUCGCCCAUGGAAGACAGCGCUGAGAAGCACGACGCCCUCACCAGGGGAAGCGACGCCCAGGGGCGUCACCGUCGUCAAGGCUUUUGCCAAAGAAAACCCCAACACAAUGCCAAGCGAGGGCCCCGGGACAAAAGCAAGCUACCUCCGCCACCGCCGCCCUGACGCACAAACCCCGCAGCUACCGCCGGGGCCACUGCUGCCCACUUGUUGUUGCCACACACCACCACCGGGGAGCCAGAUCCGACGGUCGGCCUCGCCGUACCCACAAAGAGGCCACAGCACACCUCACCUCCUCCGCUCCUCACUGCCGCACCACCAUGGGGAGCUCGCCCGCCGGCGCUCCACAACCAGCAUCGGCCUCAGGGACGGCAAAUCCGGCCACCGGACCUCCAGAUCUGACUGCCGCCCCAAGGCCAAUCUGCUGCGGCCACCGACCGCCCCGACUUGGGCCACCGGCAGCGGCCAACUCCAUGCCCCACGAACAGAGGCAGCUUCGACGCUGGCGUGGCCCACAGCCCACGGAGCAUGCGCGCCACCGGAUCUGGUUCCAAGCGCGGCGGCCAAGCCAAGCAGGGGACGCGGGGGGCGAGGUCCCGCGGCCAUGGCCCCGCUGCCGCCAUCCUCGCAUCUGCACGGACUCCCGGCUGUCUGCUCUGGCGACGGCGAGGCUGGAGGAAGGAGGAAGCGGCGGGUGUUGUGGUGGUGGCGGAGUCGCCGCCCGUGUCACCCGCGGAGUUGCAGCAUUCUCCCUUUGAGCACUUCGGGCUGUGACUAGAGCUAUACUAUUAAUACGUUUCUCCCUCUGCAGAAAGAGAAGGAAAAAACUGGUGGAGCAAGGAAACCUCAGAAUUCGAAAGACAACAAGUGAAAUUUUCAGAAAAGCUCAUGGAUGGAAGUCGGUUGAUAGACGCAUUCAAUGAAGUUUGUAUGUUAGUAUGUCCUUUUGGUUUAACCGUGCUGGGAGCUGUAUUCAUGUGGGUGCUCUGUUCGUAAACUUGUUUAAGUUCUUAGUUUGCGAUGUCAUGCUCUUGUCACUUUCGGUGUGGCUCUUUGUUCUCUGCUUUUGGGCAAAUAUGUUAGAUGGUCUGAAACUCCUCGGUGGAAGGCUUUCCCCGUGUUAUGUUUUCUUUAGCUGAUAGUUGCGUGCGUUUUGUCGGCUUUUCGUUUUCUGGUGGCCUUAACGGUCAUGUAUGAACUAUGUUUCUGUCUAUUUCGUAAUGAAAUAGGGGGUGUUCCCCUUUGU
Molecule: messenger RNA, 2016 nt
Organism: Zea mays
Lineage: Eukaryota; Viridiplantae; Streptophyta; Magnoliopsida; Poales; Poaceae
Exons: 2
Coding region: 880-1548 (222 amino acids)
Source: RefSeq, marked validated